Molecule: messenger RNA, 5465 nt
Organism: Tachyglossus aculeatus (Australian echidna)
Lineage: Eukaryota; Metazoa; Chordata; Mammalia; Monotremata; Tachyglossidae
Gene: AXIN2
Product: axin 2
Exons: 10
Coding region: 4-2538 (844 amino acids)
Biological process (GO): negative regulation of canonical Wnt signaling pathway
Source: RefSeq, a predicted model, not a curated record
GCCAUGAGUAGUGCGGUGAUGGUGAGUCACCUCUCAGACUCCAGCAGCAGCUUCAGAGAGGACGCCCCCCGCCCCCCUGUGCCAGGGGAAGAAGGAGAAACAUCAUGCCAGCAGCCCACCCACCCCUACGUGGGGAAGAGCCAGACCAUCCAGGCGAUGUCCAUCUCCUCCAACCCCAGGAGAAAUGAGGAUGGCCUGGGAGAGCCAGAAGGCAGCGCCUCUCCCGACUCUCCCCUGGCACGAUGGAGCAAGUCCUUACAUUCCUUGUUGGGAGAUCAAGACGGUGCUUAUCUCUUUCGGACUUUCCUGGAAAGGGAAAAAUGCGUGGAUACUUUAGACUUCUGGUUCGCCUGCAACGGGUUCAGGCAGAUGAAUCUUAAGGAUACCAAAACUCUAAGAGUAGCCAAAGCUAUUUACAAAAGGUACAUAGAAAACAACAGUAUUGUCUCGAAGCAGCUCAAGCCGGCCACCAAGACCUUCAUCAGAGAUAGUAUUAAGAAGCAACUUAUAGAUUCGGUCAUGUUUGAUCAAGCACAGACGGAGAUUCAGACUGUGAUGGAGGAAAAUGCCUACCAGAUGUUUUUGACGUCUGACAUAUACCUCGAAUAUGUAAGGAGUGGAGGGGAGAAUCCUGCUUACAUGAGCAACAAUGGACUCGGGAGCUUAAAGGUGGUCUGUGGUUAUCUCCCCACCUUGAAUGAAGAAGAGGAGUGGAGCUGUGCAGAUUUCAAAUGCAAGAUCUUGCCUUCCGUGGUUGGACUGUCCAGCAAAACUCUAAGGGCUACAGCAAACGUGAGAGCUACAGAAACGGUUGAAAAUGGAUACAGGUCCUACAAAAGGAACGAUCCGGUUAACCCAUAUCACGUGAGCUCUGGUUACCUCUUUGCCCCGGCAACUAGCGCCAAUGACAGCGAAAUCUCAAGCGAUGCCCUGACUGAUGACUCCAUGUCGAUGACCGACAGUAGUGUGGAUGGCGUCCCCCCUUACAGAGUCGGGAGCAAGAAGCAGCUUCAGAGGGAAAUGCAUCGGAGCGUGAAGGCCAACGGGCAGGUUUCUCUACCUCAUUUUCCGAGAACCCACCGUCUUCCCAAGGAGAUGAUCCCCGUGGAACCGGCGAUCUUUGCCGCCAAGCUGAUCUCCCGCCUGGAGAAGCUGAAGCUGGAGCAGGAAAGCAUGAACAGCCUGGAAGCCAGGUUGCAGCAGAUCAAGGAGGAUGAAGAGAAGGAGGGCUCAGAGUUGCCCAGUGGCAUCCAGCUCGGCCGGGAGCCGGGAACUCCUUCCCACUCCCAGCACCCGCUCUGUCUCCUCCCCGCCGGCCGUUAUGAAGAGGACCCCCAGGCGAUCCUGGACGACCACCUGUCACGCGUGCUGAAGACCCCCGGCUGUCAGUCCCCCGGGGUGGGCCGUUACAGCCCCCGCUCCCGCUCCCCCGAUCCCCACCACCUCCCGGGGCGGGGCAAGCCACUGUCAUCCUCCUCGACCGGUUGCACGCUUGGGGGCAAGGGGUUCGUAACCAAACAGACCACCAAGCACGUCCACCACCACUACAUCCACCACCACACCGUCCCCAAGACGAAGGAGCAGAUCGAGGCCGAGGCGGCUCAGCGGGUCCAGGGCUACCGGGCGGGCGGUGCCGAUUAUUACUGCUACGCCAAGUGCAAGAGUCCUGCCAAGGGAACGGAGCUGCCGCUGGUCCCCGGAGAGCAGUUAGGAAUCAGCAGAGGCAACACCGUGAACAAGCGUCCCGGCAAGACAACCGACCCAGGCCCGGCCGCCACGGCUGGGGAAGGAGGGGGCCUGCCCCUCGCCCCGGGAAUGCCCCCACUCCCGGCGGACGAAGCCGACAGGUCCCAGAAUGUCUGGCAGUGGAUGCUGGAGAGCGAAAAGCAGAACAAGCACAAGCCCCACAGUGCCCAAAGCACAAAGAAAGCACACCCUUCGGAGACUGCCCGUAGCACCGCCAAUGACCGGCCCGCUCGUCACCACCUGUGGGGAGGCAGCGGAACCCACCCCCGUACGGCCCAGCCAGCCCACCCCUUUGUCCAGGACCCCGCCAUGCCCCCACUGACGCCUCCCAACACCCUGGCCCAACUGGAGGAGGCAUGCCGCAGGCUGGCUGAAGUGUCCAAGCCCCAGAAGGCCCAGCGGUGCUGCUCAUCGAAUCAGCAGAGGGAUCGAAGCCACUGCCUCGGGGCCGAUGGGGGAGUCCUACCCUUCUACAGCACUGGCCUUGUCCCAGAAGAUCACAAAGAGCCAAAGAAACUGGCAGGUGUCCACACCCCUCAUCCCAGCGAGCUGGUGGUCACUUAUUUUUUCUGUGGAGAAGAAAUUCCAUACAGGAGGAUGCUGAAGGCUCAGAGUCUGACACUUGGCCACUUUAAAGAGCAGCUGAGCAAAAAGGGAAAUUAUAGGUAUUACUUCAAAAAAGCCAGUGACGAGUUCGACUGCGGAGCUGUUUUUGAAGAGAUUUGGGAAGAUGACACAAUACUGCCAAUGUACGAAGGAAGGAUUCUGGGGAAAGUAGAAAGAAUCGAUUGAAGUUUUUGUUUUUUUAUUGGGGUUUUUUUUUUGUCUGAAAAAACUGGAAACUAAGUGAAAGCUAUGUUCUGGAUGCAACACUUUGAAGGAAAAUUGAACCAAUGAAGAAGAAAAAGUCGUGGAAGACUUACCAAAUCAGCCUUAGAAGAGGGGGAAAAAAUGGCAUUCAUUAUUCAUGAGCUGGGUUCUGUGAAGACCCCUGAACUAUUUAUUAAAAACAUAACCACUGUUGGCUAUUGAAGAUGCAAACCCUGUUUGAGAAAGACUCUUUACAUAAUAUAUGACUUCCCACAGAUUGAAAAAUCCAUGGACUAAGAGAAACUGUGUAUAGCUUACCUUCACAGUAAUCCUUACUGAUAUUUAUUGAACUGACCAUUUCCCUUAAGUCCAAUUUUUUGGAUAUGCUGCUUUAACAAUGGAGAGGGGAGAGAGAAUGUUUUUGACUAAAUUUGGUUCUCUCCAGACUUGGGGUGAAGGUACAAGUGCAUGAGUAAUUUUGUUUCUGAACAAGAAAUUCGGUCGUGCCUCGUAUUUCUCCAAGUUUGAGAAACUUUAAAAAUGGUACCCUUCAAUUCACUCAUCCAGAAAUUGGUGCGUUUUUAACCUAUGCUGCUGUCAGUGGUAAUAAAAAGGUCUUAAAGGGUUAGCUGUUGCAAUGUAAGUGGUGACAUGGAAACAGCGUAUGCUUUGUUCUAGGGUUGCUGGGUGUGUGUGUGUGUGUAUGCAUGCUUAUAAAGAAGGGGUUCUAGGGUUUACAGCCAGGGGCUGCCUCUUCAGUACGUUAUCUGCCCUUUCCUCGCCCUUUGAGUGAAAUAGAGGAGAAAUCUGGCAAGUCAUAUCACACCGGACAAAAGCAACUGAAUCAUCUGUCGCGUGUUGGUUGACCUCGAUCAUGGGUGUGUGUGUGUGUGUGGUGACUUAGAACAUUGUGUGUGUCUGGUGACUUAGAACAUUUUGUGUGUGUGUGUCUCUGGUGACAGAACAUUGUGAUUUUGUGUGUGUUUGUGUGUGUGCGAUAUGACAGACCAUCCUGUCCAGAAACACCAGGUGAAACCCUGGGGGUUUUAACUUGUGUGUCUGGUGACAGAACAUUGUGAUUUUGUGUGUGUUUGUGUGUGUGCGAUAUGACUUAGACCAUCCUGUCCAGAAACACCAGGUGAAACCCCGGGGGUUUAAACUUGUGUGUGUGUGUGUGUGUGUGUGUCUGGUGACAGAACAUUGUGAUUUUUGUGUGUGUUUGUGUGUGUGCGAUAUGACUUGGACCAUCCUGUCCAGAAAUACCAGGUGAAACCCCGGGGGUUUAAACUUGUGUGUGUGUGUCUGGUGACAGAACAUUGUGAUUUUGUGUGUGUUUGUGUGUGUGCGAUAUGACUUAGACCAUCCUGUCCAGAAACACCAGGUGAAACCCUGGGGGUUUAAACUUGUGUGUGUGUGUGUGUCUGGUGACAGAACAUUGUGAUUUUGUGUGUGUGCGAUAUGACUUAGACCAUCCUGUCCAGAAACACCAGGUGAAACCCCGGGGGUUUAAACUUGUGUGUGUGUGUCUGGUGACAGACCAUUGUGAUUUUGUGUGUGCUUGUGUGCGAUAUGACUUAGACCAUCCUAUCCAGAAACACCAGGUGAAACCCCGGGGGUUUAAACUUGUGUGUGUGUGUGUGUCUGGUGACAGAACAUUGUGAUUUUGUGUGUGUGCGAUAUGACUUAGACCAUCCUGUCCAGAAACACCAGGUGAAACCCCGGGGGUUUAAACUUGUGUGUGUGUGUCUGGUGACAGACCAUUGUGAUUUUGUGUGUGCUUGUGUGCGAUAUGACUUAGACCAUCCUAUCCAGAAACACCAGGUGAAACCCCGGGGGUUUAAACUUGUGUGUGUGUGUGUCUGGUGACAGAACAUUGUGAUUUUGUGUGUGUGCGAUAUGACUUAGACCAUCCUGUCCAGAAACACCAGGUGAAACCCCGGGGGUUUAAACUUGUGUGUGUGUGUCUGGUGACAGAACAUUAUGAUUUUGUGUGUGUGUGUGAUAUGACUUGGAACAUUCUGUCCAGAAACACCAGGUGAAACCCCGGGCGUUUAAACUUGUGUGUGUGUGUGUGUCUGGUGACAGACCAUUGUGAUUUUGUGUGUUUUGUGUGCGAUAUGACCUAGACCAUCCUGUCCAGAAACACCAGGUGAAACCCUGGGCGUUUAAACUUGUGUGUGUGUGUCUGGUGACAGAACAUUGUGAUUUUGUGUGUGUGCGAUAUGACUUAGACCAUCCUGUCCAGAAACACCAGGUGAAACCCCGCGGGUUUAAACUUCUGGGCUCAUUGUAGAUGUUCUAGUCAUACCUGUUGCUAGCACAUCCUCCGCCCAAGCUUCCCGGGCCCCCCAUCCCACCUAUUUCCCUAACUAGAUCCCCCAAGAAACACUGCACGACGCUUAAAAAAUUGACCCACCAACCCCCCACCCCACAAAGAUGUAUGAAGUUGAUACUUGGCAGCAUUCUCACCCCCGCCCCCCCCCCCAUGACCUUGACGUUGAUGUUUGGGUUUUGUUGUGUUAAUCUGUGCAUCCCGUUUGCCAAUGCUACCUUGUACAAUACGUCUGUAUAUAUUGAUUGUAUGGUGAAAGAUUAUUAAUACACUAUCUCUAGUGUUUGAAAUUGACUCGGUACAGUACCUGUGCCUGCAUGGUCGUCGCGCCAUUGAUUUGCCCUAUAUUGAGGGCUCAAGCUCUCCCUUGGUUUUUUAAAGGGGUUUAAUGUAUAAAUAUAUUUUAUGCCUUUUUAUUACGUCUUGUACUCAUGACUUUUGCCAUGGCAUUUUUUGUUCUACUUAUACUGUAAAUUAUGCAUUAUAAAGAGUUUCAUUUAAGGAAAAUUACUUGGUACAAUAAUUAUUGUAAUUAAGAGAUGUAGCCUUUAUUAAAAUUUUAUAUUUUUCAAAUUAA